AGCCGCGCCGGGCGGAAUGGAGCUGCCUCACCUGCCUGAUGUCGCUGUGCGAGGCCCACGCGCGGCCCCACGGGGCAGCGGGCGGGGAACCCGGCGCGGCUUUCCGAGGCCACCGCGUGUGCGCAGCCGGCGAGGCGGCGGCGGAGUUGUGCGCCUUGCGAGAGCGGGAGCGCUGGUGCGCCGAGCACCGCGGGCGCCCGCUGGAGCUGUUUUGCGAAGAGUGCGCGCAGUGCGUGUGCGCGCUCUGCCCGGCUCUGGGCCUCCACCGCGGCCACCGAGUGAACCUCAUCGCACAGGCGGCGCAGAGCAAGCGGGAAAUCAUGAGGUCGUAUGUGAAGCAGUUGACCCUGAAGAAGAAGCAGGAAGUUGACAACAUAAAACAUAUAGAAGAAGCUGCUAAUGAGCUUAAGGCACACAUGUUCGAGAGCAAAACCUGGCUGGCAGGGAAGUUUGCUGAGCUCCGGUUCUUGUUUGCCGAGGAGGAAACUUUGACCAAGAGAUACAUUGAUGAGAAGGCCCAGCAUGCCUUGAUGGCGUAUGAAGAACAGGCAGAGGCUUGUGAGGGCCAGAUCCAGUUCAUAGACGGCUUCACAGACAGGAUCAGGCACAUGCAACUUCAACCUGACCCCCUUCUUUUGCUCAAGGGCUAUUGUGCAGCAGAAAAGGAAAUAGAGAAGCAGUUGAUCCCCUCAGAGCAGCUGGCUCCAUUGCCCAUGUCGUUUGAGCACAUCACAAACCACUUCUUGCGCUUUCUUGAGUUCGUCCAGUCUAUCCUGCAAAAACCACUCAAGGCUCGGCUCAAGGAAGAUGUCUUCAGCAGCCUUAACAGCACCUUGAAGAAGGACCCCGGUUUCUUGUUGAAAGCAAACUCUUCUGCCAAUCGCGCACUCUUCUUGAAACAUGCAAGAUCCCCCACGCUGGAGGUAAAUAGCGUGCACCCCAGGUUAAUUUUGUCAGAGGACCGUCUUUCAGUAAGCUGCAGCUGGAGGAGAAGACUUUACUGCUCAAACCCAGAGAGAUUCGAUACUGUCUGGCAAGUCUUGAGCAGAGAUUCUUUCUUUGCCGGAAGCCAUUACUGGGAGGUGGAUGUGCUGCAGGCCGAGCAAGGGUGGUGGGUUGGGGCAGCCUACUCAUCCAUCAGAAGGAAAGGAGACUCUGAACUUUGCCGGUUGGGAUGCAACCGAAUGUCCUGGUGCAUCAAACGGUUUGACUUUGAAUACUGGGCGUUCCAGAACGGGGAGAGAGUCCCUAUUCGGGCAGAGGAUGAUCCUGAACGAGUUGGGGUUUUUCUGGAUUAUGAAGCUGGGAUCCUGUCUUUCUAUAACGUGACAGAUGGGAUGGCACAUCUGCACACGUUCCGCUGCAAGUUCACGGAGCCGGUUUAUCCAGCGCUGAGGUUGUGGCAAGGGACAAUAACAAUGUGCAAGAUAACUUAAGGGCUGGUUGCACAAGGAUGUGGGGGAGACCCAUGCUUCUCAUCAAUGUAUAUUGUGAUAGGUACUUCAGGUUUUUAACAGAAAAAGGCACUUUACAAUACUGAAUCAUUUCCUAAUGGCAACACAUCACUCCGGAAAAUAGCUGUCUAUAUGCCGUUUUUGCACUUUCAGUAGAAGUUGCAAUCUACCUCACAAAGUUACCAUGAACGGUGAGGUAGGGGAGAGCAAUGCAGAGGAUAUAAAGCACUUGGCCAAUUAAAAAAAUGCUGAAACAGUAUUUGCCUUGUAAAGUUUUCAGACGAUAAUUGUGUGAUUACUGAAGACUGUCUCGUAACCCCAUCUGUCUAUUAAAUUCUUUGGGGAAGGCUUUGAGCCUCUAGGUGUAUAUCCAAUUUGCACUGACUUUCUGGGUCUAAUCCUGGUUGCAAGGAGGCUCCUGUACAAAUAAAUGGCAAGCAUUGCUGCUUUUUCUA
Lacerta agilis (Sand lizard) is the source of this 1909-nucleotide messenger RNA. It is a transcript of the gene TRIM14, whose product is annotated as tripartite motif containing 14. Lineage: Eukaryota; Metazoa; Chordata; Lepidosauria; Squamata; Lacertidae. Bases 39 to 1436 code for a protein of 465 amino acids. The transcript has 6 exons. Gene Ontology annotation, biological process: innate immune response. Gene Ontology annotation, molecular function: protein binding; zinc ion binding. The record is from RefSeq and is a predicted model, not a curated record.